AAAAACAAUAAUAACACUGCAAACGACCACGCGUGGCGUGUACUUACACAGUUCGUAUUUUAUAAUAAUCAGUCGCGUAUAUGCGUACGUUAUUAUGAGCGGCACGCCCGAAGUGUGCUUUACUAUAUUAUUGUCUGUACUAUAAUAUUAUUGUGGUUUUCGUCGUGUUCUGUCGGUACGUUGUAAUAAUAAUAAUAAUAAUAUAUUAAUAUUUAUCGCGUUUCGUCCCGAUCGGCGAGCGAAGACCGUGUUCAAGUCCGACCAGUUCCACCAGACGUGCGAGUAUAUUAUAGUUUAUCGGCGUGACCAUGAGGCUGAUUAUAAUGGAUAACGCAGAAAAAGUUUCGGAAUGGGCUGCCAAAUAUGUGGUGAAAAGGAUAAAACAUUUCAACCCAGGACCCGACAGAUAUUUUGUUUUAGGAUUACCGACGGGUGGAACGCCAUUGGGUAUGUACAAGUACUUGAUUAAAUAUUAUAAGGCCGGAGAUAUUUCGUUCAAGUACGUCAAAACGUUCAAUAUGGAUGAAUACGUGGGAAUACCAAGAGAUCACGUGGAGAGCUAUCAUUAUUAUAUGAUGACAAAUUUUUUCACCCACGUCGAUAUAGAUCCAAAUAACGCACAUAUUCUGGAUGGCAAUGCUGUAGACUUGCAGGCAGAGUGUAUGCAUUAUGAACAGUUGAUAGAAAAAGCUGGCGGGAUUCACUUAUUUAUUGGAGGCAUCGGCCCGGACGGUCAUAUAGCGUUCAAUGAGCCCGGCUCGUCAUUGGUGUCUAAGACUAGAGUGAAAACUUUAGCCCGAGAGACAUUGGAAGCAAAUGCCAGGUUUUUCGACAAUGACAUUGAUAAAGUCCCCAAACGGGCACUGACGGUUGGCGUAGGAACGGUUAUGAAAGCCGAAACGGUCAUGAUAUUGAUCACAGGAUCACACAAGGCAUUUGCUCUGCAUAAGGCCAUCGAGGAAGGCGUAAAUCACAUGUGGACCGUUUCGGCGUUUCAACAACAUCCAAAAACAAUCAUACUAUGUGACGAGGACGCUACAUUAGAAUUGAAAGUAAAGACUGUGAAGUAUUUUAAGGCUUUAGGCGCCGUUCAUGAAAAGCUCAUUGAAGACAACUCAGAUUCAUGAUUAUUCAUAAAAUAUAUUUCCUUUUUAAAAAAAAAAAAAGAAUUCAUACACAAUAUAAAUAAACAGUUAUCAACAUAAUUGUAUAUAAUAAUCAUUAUUGAAUAUAUUUUUUUAUAAUUAUAUAUAAUAUAUAAACACAUAUGUAUUGAUUUUAAAAUGUGUAAUUAAUUAUUAUGUUAUCUAUGACUUCCAGAAAUUAUAAAAGAGUAUAUCUUAAGAGGUUAGAUAAGCUAUAACAUUUAGGUCUUUUUUGAGAAUACUAUAAUAUUUUAAAAAAUUUAAGAGGGAUGGGGGAGGAAAAACUUAGUUGUAAUACUAUACUUCCCAUUUUUUUUUUUAUUGAAAUUUUAGAAAAACUGUCAUACAAUAAUUGAUUUUUUGAUUAAAGCCAAAUUAUUCAAUUUUA
This is a messenger RNA of Aphis gossypii (cotton aphid), 1533 nucleotides long. RefSeq names its product glucosamine-6-phosphate isomerase (gene Oscillin). The record is from RefSeq and is a predicted model, not a curated record. NCBI's taxonomy places the organism in Eukaryota, Metazoa, Arthropoda, Insecta, Hemiptera, Aphididae. The coding region runs from base 309 to 1127 and encodes 272 amino acids. The transcript is spliced from 7 exons. Gene Ontology annotation, molecular function: glucosamine-6-phosphate deaminase activity; identical protein binding. Gene Ontology annotation, biological process: D-glucosamine catabolic process; N-acetylneuraminate catabolic process; carbohydrate metabolic process. Gene Ontology annotation, cellular component: cytoplasm.